CGAAUCCUCACCUUGGACCAAGAGAGCAGAUGGCCCGCGCCCUGCAUUGAGCUAACCCCGAUCUGAAAGGGGGGCGCCGCCAUGGCAGAUGCCCGACAUGGCAAUCACGAGUGUCCAUGGCAGUGAGCGGUGAGGCAGAUGAGACGAGGAAUGGCCGCUCACACGUGUUCAUCAAGGCACUGGCACACGACAAAACAAAGGUGCAAAGCAGCAGCAAGCAGCACCCAAGGCAGCUGCCAAAAGCAGGCAAGACCACUGAACCUCAAGCAAGAGCGAGCGCGCAAGAGAAAUGGGAGAUCAACUCUCUGGUCGUCAUUUCGGCGACUCCCCGCUGCUGUUGCAAUGCCCCAAGUUCGGCAAAAUUGGCUUCAUUAUACAGCACCAUCGAGGAAACCACACAUCGCUCUCCCUGUCUCAGGAGGCUCGUCGCAAUCUUGACAGUCUCCACACUGCUAUCGCGCCGACGCCACAUUUCGAGCGCUAACAUCAACAACGUUUCUCGGCUGUUGGGAGCAGGUACCUGCAGAUCAUCCAAUGGUGUUUUCGAAGUGGCCACCGCCUGAAUGGGAUUCAUCUUGAGCUUCUUUUCACUGACGCUAAUGUACUGUAGCAGCUCGUGACCAACCGUCCCGCGUCUCAGGUUUCCAGGUCAUCAUGCUUCAAGUCGACAAAAAUCUUUGCGACCUAACGUUCAGACCGGCGUCCCAAACAUGGUAACGUUAUAUUAGUGGGCCGGUUCCUCGCCUCCAUGCCAAAGGUUACUUGACCGCUUUCUUCGGACAAGGCUCC
Parathielavia appendiculata is the source of this 789-nucleotide messenger RNA. RefSeq lists its product as uncharacterized. The coding region runs from base 117 to 563 and encodes 148 amino acids. The record is from RefSeq and is a predicted model, not a curated record. Lineage: Eukaryota; Fungi; Ascomycota; Sordariomycetes; Sordariales; Chaetomiaceae. The transcript has a single exon.